Molecule: messenger RNA, 5369 nt
Organism: Equus caballus (horse)
Lineage: Eukaryota; Metazoa; Chordata; Mammalia; Perissodactyla; Equidae
Gene: FMO2
Product: flavin containing dimethylaniline monoxygenase 2
Molecular function (GO): NADP binding; N,N-dimethylaniline monooxygenase activity; flavin adenine dinucleotide binding
Source: RefSeq, a predicted model, not a curated record
UUCUCACAGCCUCCUCCAGCUAUUAAAAUGAGUCUGACUGCCUCCCAGCACACAAGCAACAGAGAAAACUAUCCUAUCAAAGACCCAGUGUCACCAAAGGGCAAAAAGGAAGUGAAGCAGCGCUGAUUGAUCAACUCCUUGGCAGGAGGCUAUGGCAAAGAAAGUCGCGGUUAUUGGAGCUGGAGUCAGUGGCCUGACUUCUCUGAAGUGCUGUGUGGAUGAGGGACUUGAGCCCACCUGCUUUGAGAGGACUGAAGAUAUCGGAGGGCUCUGGAGGUUCAAAGAAAAUGUUGAAGAUGGCCGAGCAAGUAUCUAUCAGUCUGUCAUCUCCAACACCAGCAAAGAAAUGACAUGCUUCAGUGACUUUCCCAUGCCUGAAGAUUUUCCAAACUUCCUGCACAAUUCUAAGCUUCUGGAAUAUUUCAGGAUUUUUGCCAAAAAGUUUGAUCUUCUAAAAUACAUUCAGUUCCAGACAACUGUCCUCAGUGUGAAAAAACGCCCAGAUUUUUCAUCCUCUGGCCAAUGGGAGGUUGUUACCGAGAGCAACGGCAAGGAGCAGCGUGCUGUGUUUGACGCAGUUAUGGUUUGCAGCGGCCACCACAUCCUCCCUCACAUCCCACUGGAGUCAUUUCCAGGUAUCGAGAGGUUCAAAGGCCAGUAUUUCCACAGCCGCCAAUACAAGCACCCAGAGGGAUUUGAGGGGAAACACAUCCUGGUGAUUGGAAUAGGAAAUUCCGCCUCAGAUAUUGCUGUCGAGCUGAGUAAGAAGGCUGCUCAGGUGUUUAUCAGCACCAGACAUGGUUCCUGGGUCAUGAGUCGUAUCUCUGAAGAUGGUUACCCCUGGGACAUGAUCUUUCACACCCGAUUUAGCUCCAUGCUCCGAAACGUUCUGCCACGAACAAUUCUAAAACAGAUGAUGGACCAACAGAUGAAUCAGUGGUUCAACCACAAAAAUUAUGGCCUUGAACCUCAAAACAAAUACCUUAUGAAAGAACCUGUACUAAAUGAUGACCUUCCAAGUCGUAUACUCUAUGGAGCCAUCAAGGUGAAAUCGAGAGUGAAAGAGCUCACAGAAACUUCCGCCAUCUUUGAGGAUGGAACAGUGGAGGAGAACAUUGAUAUUAUUGUCUUUGCAACGGGAUAUACUUUCUCUUUUCCCUUCCUUGAAGAAUCACUUGUUAAAGUAGAGGAUAAUAUGGUCUCACUGUAUAGAUACAUAUUCCCUCCUCACCUGGCAAAGUCAACCUUGGCAUGCAUUGGUCUCAUCCAGCCCCUAGGUUCCAUUUUCCCAACUGUUGAACUUCAAGCUCGUUGGGUGACAAGAGUUUUCAAAGGCUUGUGUACCUUGCCCUCAGAGAGGACUAUGAUGGCGGACAUUAUCAAGAGGAAUGAAAAAAGAAUUGACCUGUUUGGAAAGAGCCAGAGCCAGACAUUGCAGACCAAUUACAUCGACUACUUGGACGAGCUCGCCUCAGAGAUAGGUGCGAAGCCAGACUUCCUUUCUUUCUUGUUAAAAGAUCCUAAACUGGCUGUGAAACUCUAUUUUGGACCCUGCAACUCCUACCAGUAUCGCCUGGUUGGGCCUGGGCGAUGGGAAGGAGCCAGACAUGCCAUCUUCACCCAGAAGCAGAGGAUACUGAAGCCUUUGAAGACACGGGCUCUGCGAGAGUCAUCUAAUUUCUCUCUUUCCUUCCUGUUGAAAAUCCUGGGGCUUCUUGCUGUUGUUGUGGCCUUUUUUUUCCAACUUCAGUGGUUCUAAUCUGUCAGCAUUUAUGUGCCUUUGGCCUUAUGUCAGUCAGCACUUCCAAAACAAAAGGCUAAAAGAAAAAAUAUUAAAUCUAUAGCCUAAACUUUAGAUAAGAGGAAUGGAGCAAGAGUGGUAACUAGAGAAUUAGCAGAAUUAGGUCUAUGCAUAAAACUAAAAUUGUGGCAUGAAAUUUCUUUGCUGUUCUAUCCUUCCCUCAAGUCCACUGGACUCUCCAGAAAAAAAACAACAAAAUAACACUGGCUAAGUAGUGCUGCCAGCCAUGAUAUAGGAGAGUUGUGUGGACAAAUACUCGAAUUACACAGAAUGAAAAGCAGGCCCCAUGGUUUAAAUCGUUGGAAAAUUUAAAUUGUGGGUAAAUAUUUCACCUCCUGUGUGACAUCCUCCAUAGUUUUCCUAUCUGGAUUCUGCUUGGUAACAAAGUUCUCAGAUGUUAGGUCAUGCUCCAGUUGUUGCUAAGUGGAGAAUCACACAAAAAUACUGGAGAAAAAAACGAGAAGAGAGACCUAGAAUACAACAGCAAUGCUCAAACUGACUUUCAGGGCCUCAUAUUGAAAGCUGAGCAAAUAGCCACAUAGCUUAUAUUUUUCUUAUAUUUUGACAGAAGCACUGCUAUAACAAUAAAAGUAAAGUUGGCAUAUUAGCUAUAUACAUAAAUAUACAUAUGUUUAGAACUUACCACAGACCAGAUAUUGUGCCAUGUGCACAUUGUAUGUAUUAUUUCACUUAAUUCUCAGAAUGAUUCUGUGAGAUGGGUGAAGCCAUUAGGCCUGUUUUACAGAUGAUGACACUGAGACUCAGCGCAAAUUGGGUGAUACGCCCAAGACCACACAGCGGACCUUAUAAUGGAGCUGGGAUGGGAACCCGCGUUUGCUUCACUCAACUGAAGAGCUUUCUGAAAUGAGAGUCUAGGUUCUCAGGCUGUUCUUAAUCGGGGUCCUUAAGAGUCUGCCAGGUGAUUUUUAUGCAUAGCCAGAUUUGGGAAGAGCGGAUCUACACUUUCUCUUCAAGCUCCCUCGCGUGCCUUACAAGGUCCCUGUGUCCUGGCCCCUUCUUCUCUAAGAUAUCUCUCACCCCUCUCCGCCUCACACCUCAUCUUUUAGGAAUGGCAAGUAGCUUGUAAUUUUCCUCAUGCCUCCGUGCUCUGGCUCAAACGAUUCUCUUUUCUGCGCCUGAGAAACUCAGUCAUCUAGGAAGUUUUCCUUACCACAUGCCCUCCCUGUAUCCCACCUUGCUGUUGCUAAGUGCCCUUCUCAUCCCACACACUCCAUGCAUUCCUCUACUAACGCAUUUGUCUUACUAUGUUGAAAUAAUCUGCUUAAAUUUCAUAGCCUUGUCUCAUGAUAUACUUAUUUACAAAAGCCUCUAUUACUGAUAAGGUAUUUAUCACCAGUUUAUUUUCUUCAUAAUCAUGUAUACUUUACUUUUGGAGGAACUUCACGUAGAAAACAACACUCUUUUUGCAAAUAUGAUCUGAUUCAUUUUAUUUUUCAUAUUUGGUUUAUAUUUUAGCUAGAUCUAAAAGGCAUUUGAAGAAAUUUACAAUGAAGGACACCUUUACAACAACAUUUAAAAUGAUCAUUGACAUUUUGAAAAAAUAAGCAUCCAGGAGGGAAAGUAUAUCUCCCAAGUUGAUGGAAAGCAUAAUGAUUGAGCCUUGCGUUUGUCUCUAACCUUGCAGAUAACCCAGGCAAAAAGUAAAACAAUAUGUAAUCUUUGUCAUCUGAUAAAAGGAAGCACACCGGUUUCUUAGGAGAGACAAAUAUUUUCUUAGAACUGAAGCCGAAAAAAGACACAAGCAAUUCAAUGUCAAUAGACAUUGAGCAACAUAAUAGAUAAACAUCUGGUUAUGAAACAUUCAUGCGGCCAGUCUUUCAACAAACUGUGUUUGUGGAGAUAAACUCAUCUAUAAGCCCAGACCAAGGCCUUCAAAGACAGGGAAAAGGUCAAAGAUUAAAUAUUUAGGAAAAUUUCUCCUUUACUCCUCCAAAGUCUUUGUGGACUUUUUUUUACUUUGGCCUGGAUUUCUCCCUCAAGGGCCUAGAACAACGCAAUGGCAAUCUCUGUCCGUGGAAACUUUUUCUUUAAAGUCCAUUGAAAUGACACCAGCAUUUAAAUGCAAGAUUUUUGUUUUCAUUUCUCUUCUAAGCAGAUUCCUUUGGAAAAAAACCCUGCAAAUGUAUAUAUACUUAGUUCUUGAGUAAAAACUGAUUACUUUGUUAAUUAUUAAGGAUUAUUUACAAGCCGUUAUGUUAAUAAUAAUAAUAAUAGAAUUUAUAAAGCCUUUAUAGCAAAAGCAGGCCAACUACCGCCUCUGGGUCAAAUCCAGCCCACUACCUAUUUCUGUAAAUAAUGUUCUAUUGGGACACAGCCACACUCAUUCACUUACUGUCUGUGGCUGCUUUUAGCUGCAAUGGCAGAGCUGAGUAGUUGCAACAGAAACAGUAUGGCUCCCAAAGCCUAAAGUAUCUACUCUCUGGCCCUAUACAGAAAACGUGUGCCAAUCCCUGCUUCGUAAUGUGCAAAGCAUCGUCCUAAUUGUUUUUCCUAACUGGCCUCAUUCAUCGUUACUGCUCCCCAGUGAAGUAACUACAGUUAUUAUCCUACUUCUACAGUGGAAGAGAUUGAGAAACAAGUGUCAGGGUGAUGCUGAAUCAGUAGGAAAAAACAGCUCUGUUAGGACAAAAUUAUUAUUUGUUUUAAAGAUUUUAGUUUUCCUUUUUCUCCCCAAAGCCCCCCAGUACAUAGUUGUAUGUUUUUAGUUGUGGGUCCCUCUAGUUGUGGCAUGUGGGAUGCCACCUCAGCAUAGCUUGAUGAGUGGUGCUAGGUCCAUGCCCAGGAUCCGAACUGGCGAAACCCUGGGCCACUGAAGCAGGGUGGAUGAACUCAACUACGAGGCCAUGUGGCCAACCCCAGGACAAAAUUAUUAUUAAAUUUAUAUCCUUAAAAAUUUUAGAAGAGCAAUGAUCUCUUGAAAUAUUUCCAAAUAUUCUAGUAUCUUUUUAAAAGCAUAAAUAGUUCAUUUUCAGAGUCUGAGAUUGAGUAAGGAAGACUCACUCAGUCUAUUCUUCUGCCUCCACACAUCCUGAAACGGGACGCACUCCCAGACAAAGCAUCUAUGGUAGUCUGCUCCGAACUAUGAUCAGACCACUUGCGUCAGAAAGCCUCGGGGAGCUUAGAAAACGGCAGAUUCCUUACUAUAAAUGUAAUAAUUAUGCAGACUUGCUGAAUCGGAAUCUCCAGUCUUGAUGAGCUCCCUAGAAGAUUCUUGUGCACACUAAAUUUAGGAACCUUUGGUUUGAGGUGUCUCCAAAAAGCUGCUUUCAGAGAUUAGUCCAUGACCCUUUCCACUCCUCAGGGCCAAAUUCCUCCUUAGGUGCAGCCUUCUUGCUUCUCGCUACAGUUUACAACGUUGUGCUUCUCCCAGAAAGGAUGUUGGCUGGUCAUCACCCUCCUCCAAAAUCUCUCUCUGUGAUGCUCUCCUUUACUAACCUUUCAUUUUAACUCUCCUUCUUUAUAUGAUAGCUCCUUGAUUUUCCUUACCAAGAGCCAAAUAUAUCACAUUUGUUCCUUAAAGAAAAAUAAAGAUAUUUUUAAAAUAAAA